Molecule: messenger RNA, 1514 nt
Organism: Amaranthus tricolor (Joseph's coat)
Lineage: Eukaryota; Viridiplantae; Streptophyta; Magnoliopsida; Caryophyllales; Amaranthaceae
Exons: 9
Coding region: 136-1065 (309 amino acids)
Biological process (GO): methylation
Molecular function (GO): methyltransferase activity; RNA binding
Source: RefSeq, a predicted model, not a curated record
UUGACUAAAAAGUUCACAUUCGGGUCGGAGCCUGACCGACUUGAAAUAUUCCGUCAAAGGCCCAAAAUACUUAAAAGGAAUUGUCAUUCUUUUGUUGAGUUCUCCCAAAAUCCAGAGAGUGUGAUAGUGACGAAAAUGGCGUUUCAAAGUCUGAGGUUUUCUUUCUCAAACUACACUUUUCUUCGAAGUGCUCAUAGUUCUUCUAUUUUUCUCUUUCCUUGCCGCAGCGCUUCAUCUUCUUCAGCAGUGAGUUGGUUCAGAGGUAAACAGCACUUCUCCUUCAGGAGUUUUUCUGCAAAGUCGGCCAAGGUUUCUAUAUCAAGGAAAAAAAGGAGACUUGAUGAAGUAUGCCUGGAGAGAUUUCAGCAAUAUAGCCGAAAUUUCAUUCAGUCGUGGAUAAUUCAAGGGAAAGUGCUUGUGAAUGGUAAAGUGGUGACUAAAGCUGGAACACCCGUCUCUGAUGAAGCUCUUGUAGAGAUUAAGGCGGAAAUUCCUAAAUAUGUAUGUAGAGCAGGAUACAAAUUGGAGGCUGCUAUUGAACAGCUAGAAAUCGAUGUUUCUGGGAAAGUUGCCCUUGAUUCAGGAUUAUCAACUGGAGGUUUCACCGAUUGCCUGCUCCAGAAUGGUGCUUCUUUCGUAUAUGGUGUUGAUGUAGGCUACGGGCAGGUGGCUCAUAAAAUCUAUCAAGACGAGCGAGUUUCUGUUAUGGAGCGGACAAAUUUAAGAUAUCUUCCCGGACUUCCACAAAAAGUUGAUCUGGUAACGUUAGAUCUGUCGUUUAUCUCCAUUCUGCUGGUGAUGCCUGCUGUGGUUAAGGUGAUGAAAGAGCAAUCAACAAUUAUUACGCUAGUGAAACCUCAAUUUGAAGCUAAGAGAUCGCAGGUAGGAAAAGGUGGCAUCGUUAAAGAUCCCGAGGUCCACAAAGAGGUACUAGAAAAGAUUAUCAACGGGGUCCAAAGUUAUGGUUUCAUAAGCAAAGGAUGGAUCGAGUCCCCUAUAAAGGGUGCCGAAGGUAAUACAGAAUUCUUGGUUUGCUUUGAACGAACAGCCGAGGGAGCCAUCUAGUAGUCUAAUGAAUCGCUACGCAUUUCAAUUUCCGAGCUUCUCCACAGCUUUUCAGGAAGAAUUUGGAUUUCGAGCUAUUUAUAAACGAACAAGUUCUUUUCAGAAAGGGCUACAAACCUCCAAUGCCGUAGCUGUUCAAGUGGAUUGAAGUCGACGAUUUUGUUAUACAGAAUAAAUUUAGGCAAUACCGGCUAGUAUUCUGUUACUAUCUUGAUGAUUUUGCAUUAUCAAGGGAUCAAGUGUGUAUUGUGAAAGUUAGUUCGUGAAGCUCGUAUUUUGUGAUUAAGCUCUUAUUAAUUUUCGAGAUCUGUAUGUAUAUUAUUAUUGGAAUCUGGAUCAUGUUCUAUUUUUUUUCGGUUACUUUUCUUUGUCAAGACUUGAUUGGAAUAUAUUUCGAACUUGUGUUUUACAAGCAAGCAACAACAAUGAUCAAUGAUCAACGUUUGACA